AUGGUCCAUCAGUUUGAGCAGGAAUUUGAUCUGACCAUUCUCCGGCCCACUCCCCUCGUGGAACCACCAUCCGGCCCUGAAAUUCCCCUCAUGUGGUGUCAAGAAUGGUACAGUCUUUGGCAGUCAAGGAAGAGAUAUGACCAUGAUGUUCAAACACCGAUAAGUUUCAGUACUAUCCCGUGGCUCUCAUUGGAUGCCAUCAAUUCCUUGCAAGCUGCCUACAUGUCAGCAGACAAAAAGGCCGUCUACCAAUCAUGCCGCCCAACCGACAACUUGUCCUUUCAGUUGUUUGCAAAAGGGAUGGUAGCACGUUUGGGUGACCACACUUGCCCCUCCGUAGCCCUCUUGGAUUGCCAUGUUCAUUUCCUGGAUUCCGCCCUUGAUCAAAUGUUCUUGGACGCUGAGAACAACUUCCAACACCGCAAACUUUCUCUCGCUGGCCUUGUUAAUCUUACUCUUUGGCUCGGAUGGCUCCGAUCCUCAGAGCGUUUUGGUCUCAAUUAG
Messenger RNA from Cylindrotheca closterium, 504 nucleotides. The record is from the annotation of a GenBank genome assembly. NCBI's taxonomy places the organism in Eukaryota, Bacillariophyta, Bacillariophyceae, Bacillariales, Bacillariaceae.